AUGCCGGACGGGUAUCAAUUUCAAUGGUAUAAAUUUACCAAGGAGGAGCGACUCAUAAUCUUGCAAGUUCUGGCCAAAGAAAAGAGUGGGUAUGCUUGGGUCUGUCGCGAGUGGCGGGAUGUCUUCGAGCGGCACAAUUUUCGCCGACUGAAGCUGCAAGUCUGCAAGGAGGAUAUGUCGGAACUGGACGAGUUUGAGCGGAUUGUUGUUCGACAGAGACCAUUUGUACGGCAUGUCUGGUUAAACAUCAGGCUUAAACGAUACACCUGUAAGGUCUGUGCCAAGGAACAGCCGAAAUCAUCGGGACGUGCGGACAACUCGACCAUGCGAGUAGCCAUCUUAAGACUCUUCGAGAUCUUGACUACAUGGGAGCCAGUUCAAGAAGAAUUGUCGCUGGAGCUCAGUGCCCAGUCCCCCAGCGACUCGGAGCAUUGGUUCAGGGACUAUUACUUUGGAGCCCGUGGCGAGAACGAAGAUAUUAACCUUGCCCCUGGUGCCCCUGGCAACUUCCAUGAUGCAGGACACCAUUGGUUCCACGGCCAGCAACACACACUUCCUUCCAAAGAUGCGCUCCGGCGGAUCCACGGGCAUUUUGGCAAUCAAAUCCUGAGGCGUCUACGUAACGUCCAUGCCGUCACCAAAUUUGUGGUCCGUCGACAAUGUCGGAAUCGGAUAUUGCCCCACUCAUUACCAAGUAUCUUGGGAAAGCUUCCCCGGCUACAGUGCCUGGUGUACGAGCCAUGGCUGACGGAUGAUGUCGACGAGCAGGAGCGACUGGAUGAAGGCAAGCAAUCAUGA
This is a messenger RNA of Aspergillus sclerotioniger CBS 115572, 798 nucleotides long. RefSeq lists its product as uncharacterized. The record is from RefSeq and is a predicted model, not a curated record. Lineage: Eukaryota; Fungi; Ascomycota; Eurotiomycetes; Eurotiales; Aspergillaceae. The transcript has a single exon. Bases 1 to 798 code for a protein of 265 amino acids.